AAUUAAAUGUUUUAUAACUAGGGUGUGUUUAAAUACCCCCUGUUAGCUGUGACAUUUCUAAAGGAUCUCUCAGUAUAAUCUUAAUAGAGAUGUCACAGAUACAGUAGUAGGAGCUGACAAAGACGACUUGGUCAUGUGAAUAGAAUUGUGAAAGAUUCCACCUGCAAAUAAUUCCACAGUUUCCAUGAUUUUGUCUCUCGGGGACAGUGGAAUGGGGCUGCAAGUCACGGUUCUUAGUAGCCGAGGAUAUUAGCAUUAACCGCACACCAAGUGGGAGAGCUGUGUUAAUCCUGCUGUCAUUUGCUGUUUAGGCAGCAGUGUAAGUGCACAGACUCGCAGAGUAAAAACGGCAGAUCUAUGGUUGGAAUUGAGCAGCUUCUUCGCCAAUGCAAAAGGAAAUAUGCAGCGCAGUUUUGCCUUCUUCUGCACCAGCUUUCUGGGGGUGGUUUUAGGUGUAAAUUUUCCAAAUAAUAUUAAUAUAGGGGGUUUAUUUCCCUCCGAUUCCCACGAACAUGCUGCCUUUCGGUUUGCAAUGUUUCACCACAAAGACGUUCCGAAACUGCAGCCCCAGGUGGAUAUGGUCGAUAUCAAUAACAGCUUUGCAAUGACAUAUGCUUUUUGUUCGCAGUUUUCAAAAGGAGUCUACGCCAUCAUUGGAUUGUAUGACAAAAAGACUGUAAACAUGCUCAUGUCCUUCUGCGGAGCCCUGCACGUGUGCUUUAUUACACCAAGUUUUCCCAUCGAAACGUCAAACCAGUUUGUCAUGCAGUUACGGCCGGAGUUACAGGAUGCCCUCGUCAGCGUAAUAGAUCAUUACAAAUGGACAAAAUUUGUGUAUGUUUACGAUGCAGAGGCAGGACUGACGGUUCUACAGAAAGUGCUGGACACUGCUGCAGAAAUGAACUGGCAGGUCACCUCCGUGAACGUGGAAACCACCACCGAGGACGGCUACAGGAAACUCUUUCAAGAUCUGGACAAGAAAAAGGAGAGGCAGAUUGUCCUCGACUGUGAGCUGGAUAGACUCAACGCUAUUUUAAACUUGAUCAUCAGCUUAGGAAAGCAUGUGAAAAGCUACCACUACAUCUUGGCCAACUUGGGAUUCAUGGACAUUGACUUGAAUCAGUUCAAGCACGGCGGGGCCAAUGUAACUGGGUUUCAAGUGAUGAAUUACACAGACUGGAAUGUCAACAGGAUCAUGCAGCAGUGGCUGGAGUUUGAUAGCAGAGAGCAUCCCAGGGAACCCCGGAAGAGGCUCAAGUAUACAGGAGCGCUUACCUUUGACGGUGUCAAAGUCAUGUCUGAGGCCUUUCAGAACUUAAGGAAGCAGCGAAUUGAUAUUUCUCGAAGAGGGAACGCUGGUGACUGUCUUGCCAACCCUCCUGCACCGUGGGGCCAGGGGAUAGACAUUCAGAGAGCACUGCAGCAGGUUCAUAUAGAAGGCAUGACUGGAAAUAUUCAGUUUAACGAGAAAGGACAUCGCACCAAUUAUACCAUCCAUGUGAUGGAGUUGGCACCUAUUGGCGCUAAGAGGGUCGGAUAUUGGAAUGAAGACGAUAAGUUUGUGAGCACAGAGACAGACUCCCAUGCAGGAAAUGAAUCUAUUGGGUUACAAAAUAGGACCUACAUCGUAACGACGAUUCUAGAAGCUCCCUAUGUAAUGCUGAAGAAGAACCAUGAGCAGUAUGAAGGCAAUGAGAAGUAUGAAGGCUACUGUGUGGAGCUGGCAGCAGAAAUUGCCAAGCAUGUUGGCUACAAAUACAGACUAGAAAUUGUACCAGAUGGGAAAUAUGGAGCCAGAGACCCAGACAAUAAAGUGUGGAAUGGCAUGGUGGGAGAGCUGGUUUAUGGUAGAGCAGAUGUUGCAGUUGCACCCUUGACCAUCACGUUGGUAAGAGAAGAGGUAAUUGACUUCUCCAAGCCAUUCAUGAGCCUGGGUAUUUCAAUCAUGAUCAAGAAGCCUCAGAAGUCUAAGCCAGGGGUGUUUUCCUUCCUGGACCCCUUAGCCUAUGAAAUUUGGAUGUGCAUCGUCUUUGCCUACAUUGGCGUCAGUGUAGUGCUCUUCCUGGUCAGCCGUUUCAGCCCCUACGAGUGGCACUGUGAGGAGAUUGAGGAAGGGCAGGAUCAGCAGCAGCAGCAGCAGCAGAGCCAGGAGCAGCAAACCAACGAGUUUGGGAUAUUUAAUAGUCUCUGGUUCUCCCUGGGGGCCUUUAUGCAGCAAGGAUGCGAUAUUUCGCCAAGAUCCCUCUCAGGUCGCAUCGUUGGAGGCGUGUGGUGGUUCUUCACCUUGAUCAUAAUCUCAUCCUACACGGCCAACUUGGCUGCCUUCCUGACGGUGGAGAGGAUGGUCUCCCCAAUCGAGAGUGCCGAGGACCUUGCCAAACAGACUGAUAUUGCAUACGGAACUCUAGAUGGCGGAUCCACAAAGGAAUUCUUUAGGAGGUCCAAAAUAGCAGUGUUUGAAAAGAUGUGGUCAUACAUGAAGUCUGCAGAGCCGUCGGUCUUUGUUAAGACAACGGAUGAAGGAGUAAUCCGGGUAAGAAAAUCCAAAGGAAAGUAUGCCUAUUUGCUGGAGUCCACUAUGAACGAAUACAUUGAACAGAGGAAGCCCUGUGACACCAUGAAGGUGGGAGGCAACCUGGAUUCGAAAGGAUAUGGAAUAGCGACACCCAAAGGAUCUCCAUUAAGAACUCCUGUAAAUCUAGCUGUAUUGAAACUCAAUGAACAAGGCAUCUUAGACAAGCUGAAAAACAAAUGGUGGUACGAUAAAGGGGAGUGUGGAAACAAGGACUCUGCAAGUAAGGACAAGACCAGCGCCCUGAGUCUUAGUAAUGUGGCUGGAGUCUUCUACAUCCUUAUUGGUGGGCUGGGACUAGCCAUGCUGGUCGCCUUGGUUGAAUUCUGUUACAAGUCACGAAGCGAGUCAAGGCGAAUGAAGCAAAACAUCAAUGAAGCUAUGAGGAGUUCUACACUAACCAGAAUGAGUGGAACAGGGAGCGGGGGUGAGAAUGGGAGGAUAAUGAGCCACGAUUUUCCAACAUCAAUGCAGACACUGCCUUGCAUGAGCCACACUGCUGGGAUGGGACUAAGUGCUACUGGACUGUAACAUGGAUGAACAGGACAGCAAACUGGGUUUUCUAGAAAUCUGCUGCCAAAAGGACAAUAGGCUUAUUUAAAAAAAAAAAAAAAAAAAAAAAAAAAAAAAUACAUUAAAAAGUACUAAGAACUUAAAAGAUUUAAUUUUCUAAACGAAAAUGUUUGUUUUAAAACGAUCAUGCUCUGCAAUAAAGAAGACAACUGGACUAGGUGUACAUUUACAUGUGUGUCACACAAGGAAUCAAUAUGAAAUGAAGGUAGGGCUGUACCAGUUAUAUAGACUUGUUUACUUAGUCAUUGUGUGCAAUAUAUUGGUUUGUGUUGUCAGUGUUCAAUAACAUUGUCUGCCUUCUCUAAUGCUUUAUUUUACAUUUUAUUUAAAAUUUGUGAUUUUGUACAGGUUUUUUUUUUUUUUUUUUUUUUUGUAGUCAAAAUUAGUACAAACAAAUAAUAAUAGUAAUUUUAACACUCCACCAUUGAUUCCCCCAUCCUUGAUUAACUAUUUUCUUAAAGAUGGCAUUUUGCAGAACUUUAAAAUAUAGGUGGCAUAUUUUUAAGUGUCAUUAAUAACAACAUAUUAAAUCUAGGUGGCAUAUUUAAGUGUCAUUAAUAACAACAUAUUAACAUACAGUUGUUACAUAGUACUACAAUGUGUAAUUACAGUACUAAAUAAAGCUUUACUAGCUUGUUAGAACUUUUGUAUUUUAAAACAACUACACAACAGUAGUAAUUGCAUUUAGACGCUGUAAUUAAUGAUGCAUAAAACUAGAACCCUUGUAUUGCGCUUCUAUUGUCUGUCAACUGCUGGUAAUCCAGUCGUUGCAGCAUUCAAAACAGAUCUCCUUGCAUGGUAUGAUUGAGUAGUGCACUGUCGUACCACAGUGCCACCUACUGACCGAAAUCUACUGUGCUGCUGUACCUAUAGUAUAGAAUAAAUUGCGUAUUCCCAAAAAACAAUCAAGCUUAAACAGCAAACCCUCUAUUGACAUUAAUUACAUUCCAUUAACUCAAGUGCAUGAGUUAUCACUGGCCAAAGAAAGUGUUUGUCUGAGAAGAUGAAGACAAAAUAGAAUGCGUCUCCCUUGAUGGGGAGAAGUCUUAAUGAAAUGUUGGAUGGGCACAGUGCAUUGUACUGCAAGUACCUUUUUGUAUAAUCAGAUUUAAUUAGCAGUGACUAUUCUUCACUGGGACAAAUGUGAUUUGAAUUAUCCAUUAAAAAGGAGGGAACCCUAAGGAGAUUUCUUUAGAGAAGCAAUUUUUUUUGUUUUUUUUGCUGUUUUAUAAUAAGAUAAAAUGUCCUCAACUGUAUAGUAUUAUUAUUGUUUUUUUCCCAAAAGGCUGUGGUGCCAACACAAAUCAAACAGAUUGUUCAGGGCAUUUUAAAACUAUUAAAAGUGUCCGUAAAGUGACAAGUCAUAAGACGGGACAUUAAGGGACAGUCUGAACAUUUACUGCUUUAGAGUUGUGCGCUGUUUUUAAAGGCUACCUCGAUAGUCAAUCAACUUAUUUGAUAGAAAUAAUCAACUUAUUUGCCUGACAUUCCCAGCUAAAAGAACAUUGCUAGUGCUGCUACCAGUAACAGCCCUUAUUAAUAAGCUUUUUUUUUGUUGUUGUUGUUUUUUCCCCCAGUCUCAUCAUUAGACACCCUGUCCGGAUUUAGAAUCCCUGCUGCUACAUAACAAGUCCUAGGUUGAGUCUUUAAAACUGUCCCUUCACAUACAAAGAUGACAGAAUCUGAAGUUGAAGUAAAGUAAAUAUGUAAAAAUGGUACUAAAACCCAUCUAUAGUUUUUUUUUUUCUUGUGUUCCUGUUCUCCGCUAUCAGUAAUUGAACAUUACAAUACCUCUCUUCCAUUCACGUUCAAUGGAAUUUUAAAUACUACAAUUUCAAUUGCCAAACGUCAUAAAGGCUCCCAUUCACAGCACAGCAAAGCCUUCAUGUGCCUGAAUUAUAGUGCUGAAGGAAAGUCCACAGCAUGUUGUUAGCCAGUCUGUGAUAAUGGGCAGUAUCUAAAAGCUCAGAAACACAAGGCAUCAGUUAGCUAAUUUGUACCUGUAAUCAACCAGUAAGACAUGUAGUACAGAAACUCUGAUAUAAGGUAAUAACAGAUCAACUGAAAAAAUCUGGUUAACAUGUUUUUUAAAUGAGUGACUGUUAAAGGUCUGGAAUUCUAACGAAAUCAAUAUCCAGUCAUAAUUUGUAAUGUCUGUGGUAGUCUUUUCGUUUAGAAUCUAAUUUUAUUGCAAUAAAUUAUAAUUUGUAAGUUUUACACCAUUGUGUUUUAGAUGCUUUGUUCUGUAAAGCUGUUCGCCUGGGCCAUUUCAGUUUAAAUACAGUAUAGUAUAAUAACAUUACUAAAGCUUCUAUUGUGAGCUUCUCAAGGCCCAGUACAAUAAAAAGCUAUUGAUCUGGAUUUCAAGUAAUACACGCUCUGGAAUUGUCACAAUUGAACCGCUUACAAUAGUACCAAAAACACUGUCUUCAGGAGAACAAAAACUGUGAGAAUAAAACUAAAAUAAAAGAUUGUCUAAAUCUUUGUAUGUUACUUUCACAGCUUGACAUCGGAUUCACUCCUCUCAAAAAAGCCAGCACUAUGUUUCUAAUAUACAGUGCAUUCUAUUCAAUAUGUUAAUAUUUCAGUGUAUAAGUGUACCAUGCAACUGAAAUAUUUGAAACAAAAACCUGUACUGUUAGCUAGGGGUAUAGUGAUACAUUAAUGUCACAAUAGGAUACAUGUCGCAAUUGGCAAGUCACAAUACAAUACGUAUCAUGAUACAAAUGAUGCAUAUUUCAAUACAAUAUAUCAUGUAAAGAAAGCAUGACAAAUCGUUACACCUCCUCUGUUUGCAGUCUUUGUAUUUAGGUGACUCUUAAUUUAGCAUGUCUUUCAAAACAUUAAAAGUGUCUUGUGUGAGAGAUUUACAGCUUGUGUGUCUCUCUCUAUAGACAUAAACACUUUCCCUUUAUAGCGGAGCUACAACAAAAGGCAGGCAGUUUAUCAGUCUUAUCGAAUCAAAAAAAAAAAAAAAAAACAUUUCUAGAGCUGCAGCUUCACAAAGCAAAUAAUCUCUGCCUCCAGAUCAAUUGUAGGCAUCAUAUUACUAUUGAAUAGUAUAACAGAAGCUUGUUGAGCUAGUUUCUGUUGGGGUCACAACAGAUGCUCAGUGAGAGACAGGGGCAGUCCUUAUUCUUGGAACAACUGCAGCAGUCCAUGAAUUCCACGAAUAUCCUCUAUAAAUACAAUUUAAGAUGAAACAGAUUAUUUUACCUCUGUAUUUUUAGCAUUACCCACGCAUGUUUUCUGUUCAUCCGCAUUGAAAAUGCCGCCUUUUAAAUGGAGACACUCCUUUGAAUCAAUUAUUAUCCGAAGACACAAGUGGAUAAGCUGUUUUUGCCCUUAGACCAGCUGGUGUUUGUGAUUUGUUUUUCUGUGACCAUCAAUGUGUGGAAACUCAGUUUGAUUUCGAAUACCCAUAGAAUAAAAAGUCCAGGAUUUGUAAUAAGCAAAGUACAAAACCAAAUUCGUUACAAAUAAAUAAAUAAAUUCAACUAAAUUUAAAUUGUCUACAUGCUUCCAGCUAUUUGCCAUAGAAUUUAAGAACAUAAUAAAGCUGCCUAGCAUUUGGUUACUAAAUGGAUCUACAACGUUGCUUGCAUACUGUAUGUAAUUUCUUUUGUUUUUUAAUGUUGAGGUUUUUAGUUGAUUAAUUUAUAUUUAUGUAAGUAAUGUAUCUUACACAUUUAUAUCUGUGUGUGAAUCCAUCACGGGUUGUAGUGAUUUUGUAAUAUCUACUAAACUAAGUUGCUUGCUAUUAGUGUACAUGACCUUUGUGUUUUGUUUUGAUGUUUAACUGUCAAAACUCUACUUUUGGAUCUGAUCCUCCUGUGAGCUCAUCCACCAAACAGCAUCCUUACACAGUGUCCUUCAGCACAUCACUGGGCUGCUUCUAACCAUGCCACUGGAACAACACAGCAGGCCAUCCCCGCAAAGCAGUGUUAUUUACAAGAGGAAUAGAGUCAGAGAACUUUAUCCGAUCUUUAGAGGCAGGUUGACUACAAAACUGAGUGUUUCCGGAUCACACUUCACAAACUGCACCACAUCUAUGUCAGGUUAAUGUUUACCAUUAUGUGUAAAGCUUUUGCUACUGUUUCAUCGUCGUCUGUCAAAAAAUGCCAAAUUAAACAUGAUGGAAACUUCCAGGAUUAUAGACCUUAGAUUCUGCAUCCAGAAAAAAAUAAAGAUAAAGGUUUUAUAAAACAAAGAAUAUUUGUACAUUAAAAAACACUAUUUAAGAUAUUCAGUUCUGGUGUGAAAGAAAACUCUUAUGUGCAUAAUGGUGUCAGAUUAAAAUGGAGAUGUUGUAAAAUCCAAUACAGUAACAUAGUUUUACUUUAAUCUUUGUGUUAGGUUACUAAUUGAUGAAAAGUGUAUUAUUUUGCUCUAACACUGUAUUAUGUGUUUAUUAGGUUCUGUUAUACUACAGCACUAUGGCAUUCUCGUUUGUUCAUUUCAACUCUACCUUUCCUAUAUUUUCAAAAGAGAUGUGACUUGAGGUUCUUCCUGAUGAUAAAUCAAUAAUUAAUCAAUAAAUAAAUGAAACUUUUUCUGA
Molecule: messenger RNA, 7703 nt
Organism: Polyodon spathula (Mississippi paddlefish)
Lineage: Eukaryota; Metazoa; Chordata; Actinopteri; Acipenseriformes; Polyodontidae
Gene: gria1a
Product: glutamate receptor, ionotropic, AMPA 1a
Exons: 16
Coding region: 401-3103 (900 amino acids)
Biological process (GO): modulation of chemical synaptic transmission; synaptic transmission, glutamatergic; monoatomic ion transport
Cellular component (GO): postsynaptic membrane; plasma membrane; dendritic spine
Molecular function (GO): AMPA glutamate receptor activity; transmitter-gated monoatomic ion channel activity involved in regulation of postsynaptic membrane potential
Source: RefSeq, a predicted model, not a curated record